GUUUCUCUUUCAACUUCCCUGGAAGGAUAAUAUUUCUUCCCUAUAUCAUCAGGAACUCCCAACCCCCACCAUUUUGGCAAGACAACUAAGAGCUCCUGAUUCUGAACGCAAGAAUAAUCAAGGCCAAUUAUAGCACGAUCUUUCGAGCGCCUGAUUGAUCGCAUAUCAACCAACCCUCUCGCCCACAGCAACAGGCCUGGGCAAUGGCUGAAGCACUAGGAGUAGUCGCGAGCGCCAUUACAGUCAUCCAAAUUUCGCAGCAAGUCAUCAAGCUCUGCAAAUUUUAUACUGAAUUACUUAGCUCUGAAGCCCCUUCUAGCUUACGCGCCGUUCUAAUCGAAGUGUCUACGGUGAAGUCUGUUCUUGAAGGCUUGGAAUUCUUAUUAAUAUGCGAUACCUUUACCCCUAGCUUGCAGAAUCGCCUGCCGGGUUCUGAUGGCCCUGUUGAAGGCUGUAGGGCCGCGAUGAUAGCACGAGAGAAACUCUUCCCUAAAGAUUCGGUUCAGAGCGGGCAGAGUACUUCGAAACGGCAAAGAGUCCAAGCAACCUUAGCAUGGCCUCUGAAGCAGGGGCGGGUGCAGGAACUUCUGCAGCAGAUCAGCCGCCAUAAGGCUGGCAUUUAGCUCGCGCUGACAACAGAGGUUACGAAGGAUAUUAAAGAUAUUAAAGCAACUUCAGAAGAAAUUCGCUCUAUUUUAACAGGUAGAAAACUCCAACUAAGCACAUAACCGUUAUCUAAGUCGCAGCUACUAACAUUUCAUAGAGGACCAAUGCAAUAAAGUCUACAAGUAGCUAACGUCAACCGAUCCUUUACCUCUUCACAAUCGGUCGAGGCGACUUUAUGAAUAAGGAACCGGAAGCUAGAUGCUUCGCUUACUAAAUUAGACUAACUAGCUGGCCUCCCGAAUCCGAUGCCUUUGGGUCUAUGGUAUUCUAGGUGCUAGAAAGACUAUCCUUACAUUAUGGUUAAUCGAACAAGUCUAGGAUCACU
Messenger RNA from Fusarium redolens, 991 nucleotides. RefSeq lists its product as uncharacterized. Bases 204 to 623 code for a protein of 139 amino acids. The transcript is spliced from 3 exons. Lineage: Eukaryota; Fungi; Ascomycota; Sordariomycetes; Hypocreales; Nectriaceae. The record is from RefSeq and is a predicted model, not a curated record.